Messenger RNA from Schizophyllum commune H4-8, 5013 nucleotides. RefSeq names its product putative histidine kinase. Gene Ontology annotation, molecular function: phosphorelay sensor kinase activity; histidine phosphotransfer kinase activity. The transcript is spliced from 25 exons. The record is from RefSeq and is a predicted model, not a curated record. Lineage: Eukaryota; Fungi; Basidiomycota; Agaricomycetes; Agaricales; Schizophyllaceae. The coding region runs from base 1 to 4710 and encodes 1569 amino acids. Gene Ontology annotation, biological process: phosphorelay signal transduction system; protein autophosphorylation.
AUGUGCGACGACGAGCCGACACCACCCGCGGGGGUUAUCCUCCUCGCCUUCGCCCCCGAAGUGCGCGAGAAGCCCGUCGCGAAGUACCUGCUCUCCUUCGACUGGGCUAGCACGCCCCUCGGUCCCAUCACGGAAUGGCCGCAGUCCCUCAAGACCGUCGUCGCCCUUAUGCUCGUUAACCCCUCUCAGUCAUGCAUGUUUUGGGGUCCGGAGAAGACCGUACUCUACAAUGAUGCUUGGGCGCAGAUAUCAGGGGCAAAGCAUCCCCAUCUCAUGGGAAGGCCAGGCAGAGUAGCAUUCCACGAACUCUGGGAUACAUUCUCAAAGCAUUGCGAUCAGGUGUACAAUGGCAAGCUCGUCGGCCGCGUCGACGAUCUCGUACUCUUCGAGUCGCGCGUCACGGAGGAGCAGACCGCGAGCUUCCACAGCCCAAUUCUCGUUACGCCUGAAUCGACCGAAGACGACCCACCCGUCCUGGAGACGUACUUUACUUGGUCGUACCUCCCCAUCCAAGUCGAAGACGGCAGCGUUGGCGGUAUCAUCAACAACUGUAUGGAAACCACUGACAAGGUUCUGUCCGAGCGCCGCAUGCACACCGUCCGCCGUGUUGCCGAGUGCACCUCCCUUGCGCAGACCACGGCCGAGUUUUGGCCCGCGCUCACAGAAGCUUUCACCGACAAUCAGUACGACUUCCCGUACUUCAUGUGCUAUGCUGCUAGUGCCGCGGAGCCUGCGGCGUGCGACUCUCCCUCAGGGCAGUCUUCGUCCUCGCGCUCCUCUUCAUCGUCGUCGAUGCGCUCGACAAUAUCCCCCAUCCGUCUUCAGCUUAAGGAGGCGGUCGGUAUACCAAAGGAACAUCCGGCAGCACCUGAGGUCAUCGAGCUGCUCUCUACGACUGGCGAGGGCAUGCCGUGGCCCUUUGCCGAGGCCUGCAUAUCACGCGUGCCCAUACGCGCGGCCAAUCCCUUUCCUGUGGACGAAGGCAAGGACGACGACGCUGGCCGCACGUGGGCCGAAUAUGCACGUAACAGAGCCUGGGGCGACCCGCCCGGGGACGCCGUCGUCAUGCCCCUGACUUCACCCGACGGAGGUCUCAUUGGCGUACUUGUGCUAGGACUGAAUACGCGGAGGCCAUAUGCGGGGCGCUAUGCCAACUUCCACGCGACACUUGUGAAGAACCUGAGCGCGAGCUAUGCGGCGACGCUCGCGUUUGAGCAGCAGAUACAGCGCGCGGAGGAGCUCAGGGCGCUGGAUCGGGCAAAGACAGUGUUCUUCCAGAAUGUCUCGCAUGAGCUUCGGACGCCCCUCACGCUCAUUCGCGGGCCUUGCGAGGAUGCUCUGCGUGCGGAGAAGCUCGAUCCGCUGGCACGGACGCGCUUUAGGUUCAUUGACAGGGCUAGCAAGCGAUUGUUGCGCUUAGUGAAUAGCCUGAUGUUAUUCUCGAGCGCAGAGGCGAGGAAACUGCAGGCGCACUACCGUCCUGUGAAGCUGGGAUCAGUAACCGCGGAUAUGGCGUCUUUGUUUCGCUCUGGUAUCGAGCGCGCGGGGUUGACAUUCAAUGUCAACUGCGAGGACCAGGACGGAAAGAUGGUCUUUAUUGACGUCUUCCUUUGGGAGAAGAUUGUCUUCAACUUGUUGUCAAACGCGCUCAAAUACACCAAGAAAGGCUUCAUCAAUGUCAAUCUGAGGUAUACCUCGACGGAGGCCAUCCUACGAGUAGAGGACUCGGGCUGCGGCAUCCCUUCCGACCACGUCGGCCGCGUCUUGGACCGCUUCCACCGCGUGGAGUCCUCCGAGGGGCGUUCCGUCGAGGGCACGGGCAUCGGCCUCGCGCUAACCUCCGAGCUCGUCAAGCUACACGGAGGCCGCAUUGACGUGACCAGCGACCUUGGACGGGGGUCGGCGUUCAUGGUGCGUCUCCCGCUCGGGGACAAGCACCUUCCGCAAGAGGGCGUCGAACACGAGGAGGCGUCACACGAGCAUAUGAGUACCGAACACAUGGCGCGGCUGGCGACCGAUGCCGGCGGUUGGCUCGCGGAGGACUCGGCGGACUCGACGAGCCAAAGUUCGGCGGGUGUGGUCGGGGAGGGGGAGAAGGGGGCGCAGCUGCAGCCGUUCAAGGUGCUGCUGACGGAGGACGAUGAGGAUGCGCGGCAGUACAUCCACUCGAUCCUGAGGGGCAUCGUGCAGGAGGUGGUUACCGUGCCGGACGGCAUGGCUGCGCUGGAGUACAUUGAGUCGUCGGAGAAGCCGCCAGACUUGCUGGUGACGGAUAUGAUGAUGCCUCGCAUGAACGGCGCAGAGCUUCUUCGUACACUCACGCAUCAUCACGACUCUAGUAUCCAGGCCAUGCCCGCUAUCGUACUCACCGCACGCACUGGGCAGGAGGGCGAUGCUCGUGUGGAUGGAUUGCUGCACGGACCAGUAGACUAUCUACUCAAGCCCUUCAGUGCCACAGAGCUCACUCAGCGUGUCGAGACGCGGCUGCAGGCCUUACGACAGAAGCAGGAGCUCGAGCGGCUGGUCGAACAGAGAACAGCUGCCCUCGACAGUGCUCAACAGCGAUAUCGACGUAUGAGCGAGCUGGCGCCUGUCGCGUUGUUUGAGACCGACGAAGACGACCGAGAGCUGAUCACGUACGCGAACGAGCGUUUCUUCACGCUCACGGGCUUGCCGAAGGUGCUACCCCUGCGCCUGGAAGUCUUUGUGGAUAUGGUUGCUCCGCAACAUCAGGCCAUUGUGCGCGAGCACUGGUUAGACGUCCUCGCGAACGGUGUAACGGCGCGCUUCGAUUUCCUCUUCGUUGACGACAAGAAUGUCUUUGCGGAAAUUAUACCGUCUGCGUCUGGCGGAUUGUUGGCAACGCUGACCGAUCAGACCGAGCAACGGCGGUUCCUCGCGCAGCAGUUGGAUACUGAGCGUGCGAAGGCAGACGAGGCUGUCAGGCAAAGGCGUCUACAGGAAGCGUUUAUCGACAUUGUAUCGCACGAACUGCGGAAUCCUCUCUCCGCGAUUUUGCAGAGCGCGGAUCUGCUGUCAGGUUCAAUUGUGCGAUUGAACGACAUCAUGCAAGAGGUCUUCGUAUCAAUAAAGACAGGUCUGCCCCUCUCGGGAUCACGGCUGAAGAAGCUAAUGGACGAAAGCGAAACAGAGUUGCAGGAUGCCAGCCAUGCGGUCGCAUCGGUUGAACUUUGUGCUCGUCACCAGACCAUCAUCGCCAGCGACAUCCUUGUCGUCUCGCGACUCGAUUCGAAUCUGCUGAGCAUGAAGCCCACGAUGUUCCAUCUCAUGGAUGAGAUGCGAAGUACGUUGGCUAUGUUCUCGGUCCAGGCGGAAACGCAGAAUAUCAAGUUCUUGCUCAAGCCGGAAGGCGUCGAUGCCGAGACGAGGAUUGUGGCUGAUCCAACAAGGUUAUGCCAAAUUCUUGUCAACCUAAUAUCGAAUUCGUGCCGAGUGCUAGAGUCUUGGGAGGGCAAGCGCGAAAUUACCAUUGAAAUGUCUCUGGAAUUGCGCCGUCCCUUCGCAUUAGCAGUUCAUUCUCGUCAUGCUUCAGAGGAGAACGUGGACCCCACUCAUCUAUGGCUCACCUUCCAUAUCUCUGACACGGGUCCGGGGAUUCCCGUCGAGGAUCAAGCUCGUCUUUUUACGCGCUUCAAUGACGUGCAGGCGGUACAGACGGCUGGCCGACGGUCCUCCAGCAUGGGUGGUACCGGGCUUGGCUUAUACCUCUGCCGGAAGCUUGCCGAACUACAAGGCGGCGCCAUCAAGUUCGACGGAGAAGCGGGCAAGGGCGCCUCCUUUCUGUUCUUCAUUGAAGCUCGCCUUGCACCGCCGGCACCCAGCGCGUUCUCCGCAUACGCGAAGCGCAGCUCGGAUCGCUUUGAACGGACGGGCUCCAUCUCGCCGCGUCCCGGUAUAUCGCGGACGACGUCGGACGUUAUCCUGCACCAUGCAGAGAAGCGGAAUGGGACGCAGAGUACACCUGAGGUCGAAGUCGGCGCGCGGCAGGGGCUGAGCAACGGAACCAACCUGAAAUCCGAGUUAAAGGCCGACGUGCUGAACGAGAAGCUGCUGAGCGUCCCGGUUGUCGCGAGUCCGGAUCUGGAUCCGGACAUGAUACUCAAGAGGCCAGAGGUGCGCCAGAAGGAAGAAGAGGCGGGGCGGCGGCAAGAAUCGGAGCGCGAGGAGCGCCAUCGCCAGGAGUCUUCCGCUCCUCGGCAUGGGGGCGACCCUGUUGAGCGCACGUCGUUGCACGUGCUAGUGGUUGAGGAUAAUGCUGUGAACCAGAGACUGCUCCGUCGGCAGUUAGAGAAGGCGGGCUUUCUGGUCGAUACAGCUAAUCACGGACUGCAAGCGUUGCAACUUCUCGAGGAGGGCGCAUUGGCGACCGCAUCGCAGCCCUAUCCAUCCGUCGUACUGAUGGACUUGGAGAUGCCUGUUAUGGACGGCCUCGAAGCGACAUCGCGGAUUCGCGCGCUCGAGGAAGAGGGCAAGCUUCCGCCGCCAAAGAUGCCAAUCUUCGCGAUCACGGGCAACGCGAGACAGGGCCAGGUCGACGCGGCGCUGGCGGUAGGGAUGGACGAGGUGUUCAUUAAGCCAUAUAGACUGGCGGAUGUCGUGGCUCGCAUCGACCGCGAUGGCCGUCAAAGAAUGGCAAUGGUGGACAUGAUCCCGGAUCAAGACUUGACGCCAACUGCUUCAGGCGUCUAGGGACGAGCCCUUCAUCGCAUCUUCCUCGCAUCGUACUCAUCAAUUGAGUACACAUCAUCAUCAUCAUCAUCACCCUAGCUCCUCCACAUCGGCAUCGCUAUUUCUACAUUGUACUUUGCAUGGGUGUAUCGCUAGACAAUCCGCAUGGGUCUCGGGCUGCUAUACUAUCGGUCGUGUGCUCUCUGUAUCUUUAUCAUGUAGAUCAUUUUUGUAGGUAUUCAGGCGUUAUUCUUGCUAUUGCGGGGAAUCAUGGUACAGAAGUUAUCUUUACAACAUGCUAUGGCUAUCAUUGCGACAUCACUA